Molecule: messenger RNA, 966 nt
Organism: Orbilia oligospora ATCC 24927
Lineage: Eukaryota; Fungi; Ascomycota; Orbiliomycetes; Orbiliales; Orbiliaceae
Exons: 4
Coding region: 1-966 (321 amino acids)
Biological process (GO): endoplasmic reticulum to Golgi vesicle-mediated transport
Cellular component (GO): Golgi membrane; endoplasmic reticulum-Golgi intermediate compartment; COPII-coated ER to Golgi transport vesicle
Source: RefSeq, a predicted model, not a curated record
AUGGCGCAUCAGAGACCUGCCUUUACAGCCACUUCCCCUCCGCUUCUUCACCAUCCCGUCCCUCAGCAUCCAAUACCCCAGCAUACAAUGCGGUCACCUCCACCCCUCUCUCAAACAUCAUCAGGCUCUGCCUACGCUUCAUCCCCAUAUCAGCAGCAGACAGGCGUGCCAAUGCAUAACCAAGGUCACAGUAUUCAUCCUGCCUAUGGCGGAUUCCUGGCAGAGCCAGCCGCCCAAAUCGGCCUGCAAAUGGGUGCGUCUGCGAUGAGAAACAUCGAACAGAAUAUGAACCGAUAUGUUAAUUACACGGCCCUUAAACACUACUUCAAUGUUUCGAACUCCUAUGUGCUUAAUAAGCUCCGACUCGUCAUAUUCCCCUGGAGACAUCGACCAUGGACCCGGAUCCCUAAGGCUGUAGGGCCGAGCCAGGCGGAUGGGAUGUUUCUACCGCCACGAGACGAUCUGAACAGUCCGGAUAUGUAUAUUCCGGUCAUGGCGUUUGUGACGUAUAUCUUGCUGUAUACUAUGUUGGCAGGUAUUCGUGGUCACUUUCACCCCGAACUACUUGGCAAGCUCGCAUCCACGGCUUUCGCGAUCGUCCUGUUAGAAAUCUUAGGACUGAAAUUCGGUUGCUAUCUUUUGAAUAUCAAUAACGAAUCCCAACUACUAGACUUGGUAGCGUACAGUGGUUACAAGUUUGUUGGUAUAAUAGCCACAAUCUUGAUUCAAGAAUUGUCUUCGAAUGGAUGGCUACGAUUCCUGGGUUUCUUUUAUUUCUUUUCGUCAAAUGCCUUCUUUCUACUACGAAGUUUGAAAUAUGUCCUUCUUCCUGAAACCUCGACUGACAACCCGCGGGGUACCGUACAAGCGGUUGCGAGGGCGCAAAGGAACCGAAGAACACAGUUCCUAUUCAUCUAUUCUUAUGUCGUUCAGUUCGUUUUUAUGUGGAUACUAACCACCGGCUAA